This is a messenger RNA of Striga hermonthica, 927 nucleotides long. The record is from the annotation of a GenBank genome assembly. Lineage: Eukaryota; Viridiplantae; Streptophyta; Magnoliopsida; Lamiales; Orobanchaceae.
AUGGCUAAACGUAAUUUCAGUUCCUCUAGGGUCCUCUGCAAAUUCUUUGCCCACGAUGCUUGUCUAAAAGGGGAACACUGCGAGUACUCUCAUGACUGGAAGGCCCCACCGAAAAACAUUUGCACGUACUACCAAAAGAGAACGUGUGCUUAUGGAAGUCGAUGCAAGUACAACCACAUCAAAUCCCCCUGCCUGCAGCCCUCACCUUUCUCUUCCUAUGGAGACCUUUCAUCCACCGAAGAACCUCUUUCCAGCACCACCACAGAACACACACUUCAAAAUGGACCAUUUUACCCUUCAUCAGUUAACGACGAAUGCAGUGUAUACCGACCCAUGGACCGAUGUCCAGUUUGUAGGAGGUGGUGCCUUCACACGGACAGGCCAUGGGAAAGGGAAGAGCACGCGAGGGCGUGCGAGGGAAAACGGAGGCGGGCAGAGGCAGUGAGGAGGAGCCGGGUUGUGGAGUGCAAUGUGUGCAUGGAGGUCGUGCUCUCGAAGCCAAUGGCAGCUGAACGGAGGUUUGGGAUACUGUCGGAGUGUGACCAUUCAUUCUGCAUCACGUGCAUACGCAGCUGGCGGAGCAGUACUCAGGCGUCAGGGACAGAUGCCAGCUCAACAUCAAGAUCGUGCCCAGUGUGUCGGAGAUUGUCCUACUUUGUGGUCCCCAGUGCCAUUUGGUAUUCUUCGAUGGAGGAGAAGCAAGAGAUUGUUAACAGUUACAAGGCCAGGCUGAGGUCUAUCGAUUGCAAGCACUUUUACUUUGGAGAUGGGUGUUGCCCAUUUGGUGCAUGUUGUUUUUACAAGCAUGCAUAUCGGGAUGGCAGUCUUGAGGAAGUGGUUCUUGCGCACCUUGGAUCUGAUGAUGAAGAUACAAUUAUUGCCAAAGAGCUUAGACUCACAGAAUCUUUUAACGAUAUGAGGCUCUGA